UUGCUAUCUGUUUAGUUCCUCAGGUCUGAAUCCAAGCCGACUUCGAUCUUCUACUUCUCAUUCAUCUCCCUGCUCUGACCUGAAUAAUACAGAUUUUCCUUUAUUCUCAUCAAAAAAAAGAGGAAUUCAUCAGCUAAGCUGUGAUUCUGGGAUUUCUUCUCCACUUCCAUCAGAUAUAUUCAAGUAUGUUACCUGGCAUGAAUUAGAAGAACAUGAUGUUCAAGGGAGUCAAAUCUGCUGCCCCCGAGUAAGAAAAGGACCUUCUGAAGAAGAAUGUUUUUUUAGAGGAGAAGAAUAUGGUCGUUGUGCAAGAAAAAAAAUGACAGAAAAAGAGAGAUGGGAGCAGUGGUUACAAGAAGACUGGGAAAACUGUGUGAGUUUAAAUCUUUCAUAUCAAGAUCUGGGAGAUCCUUAUCAGAUAGACAACUGUAAAAGAAUUCUCCGCCGAUUAAUUCGAGUGGAGAGGCUUUGGCUGGUGGACAACUCCCUGACAGAUCUAAGUGCCAUAUGUUUGCCAAGGUGCAAAGAACUCAAACUCAGUAAAAAUCAUUUUACAUCCUUCAGACAGCUGCCAAAAAUACCUGAAAUUCAACACUUGUCCUUAGAUGAGAACAAUAUCACAGCCUUAAACGAAUUAUCAGCCUUGAAAUAUGCUCCAUUAGAAUCUCUUAUUCUCAAGAGGAACCCCUGUGAGUUUCAAGAAAACUACAGGCAGCUCGUGUUCUCCAAUUUGCCAAAUCUGAAGAUGCUGGAUGGGAUCCUAAAAUUGCCAGAGGACUGUCUUCCACUAGGAAGGAACUUUUUGUCUAAAUUAUGCACCAUAUUGUAGCAUUAUAUUUUCUAACAGGAUUGAAGGAUUUGCCAUGUUUAAAGGAAUAAAUCUUAGGGACACACAGCA
Messenger RNA from Pantherophis guttatus, 898 nucleotides. RefSeq lists its product as uncharacterized. The record is from RefSeq and is a predicted model, not a curated record. Lineage: Eukaryota; Metazoa; Chordata; Lepidosauria; Squamata; Colubridae. Gene Ontology annotation, molecular function: protein binding.